Molecule: messenger RNA, 145 nt
Organism: Haemonchus placei
Lineage: Eukaryota; Metazoa; Nematoda; Chromadorea; Rhabditida; Trichostrongylidae
Source: the annotation of a GenBank genome assembly
AAAAGUUGGAAUAUAUCUACCCGAAGAUGUAUUCUCUCAUGGGCAACUAUAUGUUGCGCUAUCGAGAGCUCGGGAUGCUGUCUCAGUGGAAGUUCCUUCAUCGAAAGCUAAAAUCAAGAAUAUUGUCUACAAAAAUGUUUUGUAG